CCAUGGAUGACAAAUGGGCUUAGAUUAAGAGCUUCGCCUACUGCAUCGCGUCCCGGCGCCACUUUUCUUUUCAUCUAUUUCUUCCUUCGUAUUAACGAUCUGGCGGCAAAUUGCACAACAAAUUCUCCCGCUCGUUCGUCAAUCACAUCUCCUAUUUCUCAAACAAGUAACAACGGAGGGCUCAUUUCACGAGUUCCCCCUGCCAAAACAAGUAGCAGUCACAGGACGACUGUUCGUUCUGUCUGUCGCUCCGUGCGUUCAUGCUUUCUUCGAGUGCCUUAUCUGGUAAUCUAGGGUUUCUCCAGUGUAAUUGCUAUAAUUGACGUCGUUGUUCACCAAGGAGCCUCUGAACUAAGUAACCAUGCAAAUAGAGAAGGGUGGGGCAUAUUGGGUUCAUAACCUGGGGAUUUUGGAUUCAAUUGGCGAUGAAUCAAUUGACAAGAUUUUGCAGAGCUGGAACGGUUUCUGUGCCAGCACAGAGGUCCUUCUGAAGGAUAAUGGGGACCUUUCGAUUGGGUCGGAGUUUGUUUCUCAUGUGCACAGUCUUUGCAAGUACGGCCUCGACUCUCUUGUCCAGGAUUAUUUUCUUCGGGAGCUAGAGGAAACAUUUGAGAAGAAUGGUGCGUCAAAGUUUUGGCAACAUUUUGCUAGUUAUAGUGACGUGGCAACACCGGAGCUUAAUAAACUCCAUAUUAAUGCGGAUGAGGCCCAGAAAGUGUUAUCUAAGUCACUGGAAGAGAUAUGUUUAGAAAAACAGUAUCAGGAAAAGUGCCUGCUAAUAUUAGUUCAUGCUUUACAGUCAUACAAAGAAAAUGUGUCUGGAGGAAAACCAAAUCCGGAUAUGAAAAGACACCAUCUUGUUUCUAGGUAUCAGCUGAUGGUCUCCUCAGUCCUUAUGACAUCCCUUCCUCGCUGUUUUCCUGAGAUACUCCGCAUAUAUUUCAAGGGAAGGUUGGAAGAAUUGAGUAUAAUGAUGUCUGGCGAAUAUGAAGAUGAUAUUGAAACUGAAGUUAAGGAUGAAAUGGAUUUGGAUGAAAGAAGCAAAUCCUCAUCUAGAGCUGGUGAAAUGGAUAUUGAUGAAAUUUGUCACAGGACAAAAUUUUCAGAGAAUAAACUGGUGAGAAACAUUGGUAAGGUUGUUCGUGAUUUGAGAAGUCUUGGAUUUACUUCAAUGACUGAAGAUGCCUAUGCUUCUGCUAUAUUUCUGCUAUUGAAGACUAAAGUUCAUAGUCUGGCUGGUGAUGAUUACAGGAGCUCUGUUCUGGAGUCCAUCAAAGGGUGGAUUCGGUCUGUCCCACUCCAGUUCUUAUAUGCACUUCUUGCUUAUCUUGGUGACUCAGUUAGUUAUGAUAGCCCUUCAUCUGGUAUGAAAUCACCUUUGGCUUCACACCCCUCAUCAUCCUACUAUGGGAUUAAUACUCCCUCUGAAGGACUUGUCAGAUGGCAGUUACGCCUUGAGUAUUUUGCCUAUGAAACUUUGCAAGAUUUAAGAAUAGCCAAGCUUUUUGAGAUAAUUGUUGAUUAUCCUGAAAGCUCUCCUGCAAUUGAAGACUUGAAGCAGUGUCUCGAAUAUACUGGACAACAUUCAAAGCUCGUUGAUUCAUUUAUUUCUUCAUUGCAAUAUCGCUUACUUACUGCUGGUGCCUCAACAAAUGACAUAUUACACCAAUAUGUUUCAACCAUCAAAUCACCUACAAUAGAUCCUACUGGUGUUUUCCUUGAAGCAGUUGGUGAACCAAUAAGAGAAUAUUUAAGGGGAAGAAAAGAUACCAUUAAAUGCAUUGUUACCAUGCUUACUGAUGGGACYGGAGGAAAUCCAAAUGGACCUGGAAGUACUGGAGAUAGCCUUCUUGAAGAGUUAAAUAGAGAUGAAGAAAAUCAGGAGAAUGCUGGUUGUGAAGAUGAUUUCAACCCUGAUGACAAGCAAGCCUGGAUCAAUGCUGAGCGCUGGGAGCCUGAUCCAGUAGAGGCUGACCCACUAAAGGGUAGCAGAAACAGAAGGAAGAUUGAUAUACUUGGAAUGAUAGUUGGCAUCAUAGGUUCAAAGGACCAACUAGUUAGUGAAUAUCGUGUUAUGCUUGCUGAAAAACUUCUGAAUAAAUCUGAUUAUGAUAUUGAUUCAGAGAUCCGUACUCUAGAACUUCUUAAGAUACACUUUGGUGAGAGCAGCAUGCAGAAGUGUGAAAUUAUGCUGAAUGAUUUGAUUGACUCUAAGAGGACUAACACCAAUAUAAAAGCAACCAUAAAACAGCCAUUACAAAGAAGUGCUGAGCAAGGAGAGGCUGUGUCUCUGGAUCUUCUUGAUGCUACAAUCAUAUCAUCAAACUUUUGGCCCCCAAUCCAGGAAGAAACACUUAACAUACCUGAGACUGUGGAUCAAUUGCUUUCUGAUUAUGCGAAAAGGUUUAAUGAAAUCAAGACUCCUCGGAAGCUACUGUGGAAGAAAAAUCUUGGUACAGUUAAGUUGGAGUUGCAAUUUGAAGAUCGAGCAGUGCAGUUCACAGUGGCUCCAGUGCAUGCUGCAAUCAUCAUGCAAUUUCAAGAUCAAACAUGCUGGACAUCUAAGAACCUUGCAGACACUAUUGGGGUACCUGUGGAUAUACUAAAUCGAAGGAUAAACUUCUGGAUAAGCAAAGGAAUCAUUGCAGAAUCAGGUGCAGGGUCAGAUGACCAUACAUUUACCCUUGUAGAUGGCAUGAUUGAUGCUAACAAGAAUGGCAUUAACAGUGGGACCUGUGAGGAGCUUCUAGCAGGUGAUGAGGAGGGAGACAGAUCUGUGGCCUCUGUUGAGGAGCAAAUACUGAAAGAGAUGACUGUAUAUGAGAAAUUUAUCAUGGGGAUGCUUACCAAUUUUGGCAGCAUGGCAUUGGAUCGAAUUCAUAAUACUCUCAAGAUGUUCUGUGUAGCUGAUCCUCCCUAUGACAAGUCACUGCAGCAGCUGCAAAGCUUCUUGUCUGGUCUUGUGUCAGAGGAGAAGCUUGAAUUGAGAGAUGGUAUGUACUUUCUGAAGAAGUAGCACAAGAUCGAGGGACUGCAUUAAUGUAAUUCAAAGAUUUAAGUAAAUGAUCUGG
This is a messenger RNA of Nelumbo nucifera (sacred lotus), 3071 nucleotides long. RefSeq names its product anaphase-promoting complex subunit 2-like. The record is from RefSeq and is a predicted model, not a curated record. Gene Ontology annotation, biological process: metaphase/anaphase transition of mitotic cell cycle; protein K11-linked ubiquitination; ubiquitin-dependent protein catabolic process. NCBI's taxonomy places the organism in Eukaryota, Viridiplantae, Streptophyta, Magnoliopsida, Proteales, Nelumbonaceae. Gene Ontology annotation, cellular component: anaphase-promoting complex. Gene Ontology annotation, molecular function: ubiquitin protein ligase binding.